AUGCAGAGCGUCGGCCUGGAGUCAGACCCUGUGGAGGCAAUCGCGGGGGCUCUAGCGGCCGGGGCCGAUGUGGAUGGCGGUGUUAGUGGCGUUAGCGGCGUUAGCGGUGGUGGGAGUGACGAUGUGAGCGGAGAUGCUAGCGGUCAUGUUAGUACCGAUUCAACUUCGGAUGUGCGUGCCGCUGCCCCUGCCGCUGCCACGGCUGGUGAACCGCUCCUCGAGGAGACCACCCAGAUGGGAGACCCACCCAGGUGCAAGCAAGUGAAGCUGAAGAGCGAGCCAGUCAUCCUGAUAGACAAAGUCGAACGCUGUCUAGUGGUCGAGUGGUUCGAAAAUGAAAUCAGAAGGGAGCAGAGAAUUUCCUAUAAAAAGUAUGGAAACGAUAAGGCAAAAGUAAGAGCAAAAGAAUUGAUAGAAAAAUUAAAGGCAGGCAUAACGUUCGAGCAGCUAUACCCAGACAAAGGACCACCCAUCGUUCGAGUGUAUAAAGAUGUGGGAAUAUACAGAGUGUCUUUGAUAAGAGACAGAACUGAAAGGGAAUGGAGAGUCGAAUGGACAGACAAUGAAACUCCAAUGAAGGCCAGAUGGUCAUGUAAAAAAGUGGGCAAUAAUGAGGCAAAGCAAAGAGCAGAGACAUUCGCGCAAAGUAUGAUCGAAGGGGUUUUUAAUCCCAUUUUGCUUCACAAGGCUACGGGCACUAGGUUUUCAAGGUCAGACAGAACCGUUGUAAAGAUAAAUGUGUAUAUGAAGAAGAAUGUCAAGAGGAAAAAUAAGUGCAAGAUGCUCAGGGGAGGGGAUAAACCUCCCUUGGUUAAAGGAAAGGCAAUCAAAAAUGGGUUCAGGAGAGGAAAAAUGAAACAUGUGAGUGACACCGUUGAUGGUUCACUUGUGGAAGGAUCGGAUGCUCUUAAUAGGAACGAGACCUACAGUGGAACCCCCUUGAGCAAUUUUUUUCUUCAAAAUGAAGGUGCCACGUUGGAUGGAAGGACAGAUGCUAAUUAUGGGGGGAGAACCGAAGAGGAGGAUGCCAAAGUGGCUACCCCUGAGGAGAGUUACCUCCUGAGUGAGUACCAUCUCGGGGGAGGAAUGCCUAUGAAGAAGAGGCAUUACAAGCCGAGGGGAAAGGGCGCGAAAGGGGAGAGGAUGAAGAAGACGCCAAAGGAGGGUUCAAAAUUGAAGGGGAAAAUGGCGCACCGGGUAAAGGACUCGACGAGGGGUGCAAUGGGAGGCCCUGCGGAGGAAGGUUUGGCGGGUGAAUGCGGAGCGGCUCAAACGAAUGGCCCAGCCGAACUGGACCUUUUCAGCUGCUGCGCAGAAUUGGGUAACGUAGACCCUCCUCCCUUCUCAUCCAACAGUAACCACCUGAAGAAUGAGCCAGACAGGUGCGACCCCUUGUCCAUGCCGUAUAGCGACAAUGGGGGGGGGAUCUUCAAUUGUAAUAAAAGUGGGGCCCAAGAAGUUGGGGGCAUGACGAGCGGCUACCUCUUCCCCUGUGAGCAGUACGAAGGGUACCGCGCGGGGGGGGACUACUCCAGGUAUGCGUAUGCAGCGAGGAGCGCAGCCCACGCGGUUUACGUGAAUUACGGCGUGCAGCAUGGGGCUCUGCAUUAUGGGGGUGAGCGUUAUGGAGGUCUGCAGCGUGGUGAUCUGCAGCGUGGUGACUUGCACCGUGGCGAUGUGCCCGCUUUCCAUUACGGGGGGGAGGAUCCCUUCGCGAGGAGCCACACCACUCGGAGUGAGUAUCUUCCGGGGGGAGGCGCUCUGCCUGCUGGUCACUACGCGAGCGGCGCUGUGUUGAGAGGAGAGCGGUAUCCCCCCUACAUGGUGAGUUACGGCGGGGGAAUGGCCCCCCACAUGGGGGAGAUGCAUAGGGGGGUAGCCUCGGUGGCUAUGCAUAGAGGGGCCGCCGCGGAGGCUAUGCAGAGGGACGGCUUCUUCCACCGUAGGGACGAACCAAACGGGGGGUCAUUUCGCGACGUUGUGGGGGACCCCCAGGGGGGUGGCCUUCUCCCCCAGAAGAGCCACAUCAAAAGUAGGAAACACGUCAGGCAGCGCAUCUGUCAUUUGAAGAAAAUAAAGCGCGAGGCGGGUGGGAACGACGUGGAGGGGAAGGACCCCCACAAGGGAGGCGAGAGGAGUAAGGGGACCAAGUGCUUGCCCGUAGGGGGGAGCGGCAUUAUGGGGGUUGGCGGCAUUAGCGGGGUCGGCGGAGUGGGCGACCCCCCCCCAGCUUCGCACAAAGCAGAAAGAAAAAAACGAAAGCGAAGCGCGAAUCGGAAUUUCAAAGGGGAGGACUUCCUACUGGAUGAGGAGUUGUCUAAGUAUUUUUCCACCUACCAGAAGGUUCAGUUGAGGAAAAAUCAAAAGGCCCUGCGGAAUCAGCUGAAUGGAGUUAUGGGUCAUGUUGUGGGUGACUCCAUGGGAGUGUGCAGAGGAAGGCGGUAUAACCACAUCACCGGGGACGUGUGUGGGGAGAAGACCACCACCACCGUCGUGCAUGGGGGGGGUGCUCAUUUGAGAGCGCUUAGUCAGCAAGAGUUGGGGGGAGGACAAGACGGCACCUACGGGCAUAGCGAAGUGGUACCCACCGUGAAAAGGAGCUCCAGUGUUGAUGCUAACAAAAAUGAUAACGUGCUGAUGAACGCUAGGGUGAUCCCCCUUGAAAAUGCAGGGGGGGACCUCCUGACGGAAGAAGCUGCAACGAAGCCGAGGAGACGAACGAAGCAUUGUAGGUUCAGUCGCGCUAGCCAAAGUGCUCUAAGCAGGGUAGACACGAUUAACCAAAAGGAGGAUUCACUUUAUUAUGGUAAUGCAAAUGGGAUGAUGGCGUCUUACAGGAUGUUCAAGGCAGAUGGGGAGAGAGACGCCUCUGCGUGCGGCGCCUUCGGAUCGUACGCGGUGGGAAAUAUGGCUGGUAUGCUGGUCAGCGACUCUGGUUUUGCCCCCCAAUUGAGUAACCACCAUGAGGGGAGCAGCGGUGAUGUGAUGAAUGACCGCACGGAAGGGGAUUCAUCUGCAGGCGGGCUUCUCCCGAGCGGGCUGCAUUACGGCGCGGAGCAGCAAGGGAGUAUUGGAGUUGACUGCGGAGGGAACGCCGGAGAACUGGUGGACCCCUCUCGUAGUGACGCGGCCGAAGGGAAGACUCACCUAAUGAACCUAAGAAGGGCGAGGAGGAGAAGCACCCCAAUGAGUAGUGACCACCCAGUGGGUAGCGACCACCCUGUGAGCAGCGACCACCCUGUGAGCAGCGACCACCCCAGUGAGGUCCUCAAAAAAGACAUCUCAAAUUGCCCCCCCGUGAGAAACAGCACAAUCGAGUUUGUAGAUAAUCCAAGGGGGUACAGAGUCCCAUACGAGUACCAGUCGCAAGUAUUUUAUGAGCAUUUUGAGGUGCCGCUAAAUUCGCAAAAGGAAUUUGAAUUACAGCAGAGGUACUUUGCCUGCUUGUUCUCUUUGCACAUUUUAGCUGUUGGGUGGAACACGAACAAGAAUGCCCGCGUGGAGGACUACAUGCAGGAGCUGUCCGACCCUGCCUUUCGACUUCUCGCCAUGGGUGGUGUGGACAGCUGUGGGGAUGCCCCAAGGCAUGAUGGGUCUCCUGCUAGUGAGAAGGGCAGACAGAGUGGACAGCUGGAAGGAAGGCUAACCGUGCUGAAUCGCGGCGAAUUACAGAACGGGGGAUUCCUUACGUCUAACAGAUUGGCAAAUGAGACGAGCGGUGCAGACUAUUGCUACUUCAACCCCGCGGGGGGUACAGCGGGUGGGUCCCUGAUUAACGAUGCCCUGAACGAGGCGCACCAGUUGGGACCACCGGGUGGUGAGCAGGAGGUGGGAGGCAUGAGCAAGUAUGAGUGUGAGCAUCUCAUGAGUGGUCCACAUGGUGGGGGUGGUUUAAGCGGUUUUGGCGGUGUUAGCAGUUUGGGCGGCCUUGCCGGACCUGGCUAUGCGUGCGCGCAGGGCGUCGGCGGCAUGGGUGGGCCGUACAGCGCGUGCAUGAUGGGAAGCAUAAACGGCACAGUAAACGCAGCAGUAAACGUCGCAGUAAACGCAGCAGUAAACGUCGAAGUAAACGCAGCAGUAAACGCCGCAGUUGGAGUGGAUUACCAAUUGGGGUCUGCGCAUGGAAAGGACGCCGCGGCAUGCUUGAACGGGGUGGACAGCAACCCGAGCGGAGUAAACGGAGCAUGCGCCAACUCAGGAGAAGGAAUGAACGACGUAAGAGGGGCCAAUGCGGAGGGUCUGAUGCUUCCCAAUGUGAAUUAUCCUAACGGAUUGAAUUCAACGCAUCUGCAUGGAGAGCAUAUGGUGAACCCCAGCAUGCACAGCAAUGGUAAUAUGCCUUAUGACCAUGAGGGGGAGAGAAAUUUAGAAUACACGCAGAAUUACAUGUAUAAGGUGAACCCGCUUAACAUGAGCAACGUGGAUGAGGCUUCCUAUGAACAUCCGUUAAGUAGGGAUACCGCUUUGCCCUUCCACAAGGAGGUGACCAUGGUGAAUGGCUCCCCAUGGGAAGGGAGAGAGGAAAACGAAGCCGCAUUUGAUGCAGCGAACACGGAAGUGGCUAACCAUUACAAUGGCUUUACUAACCAAGCGAAUCAUAUCCCCAUGGUGGGUGCCCAAGGAGAAGAGGGCUGCUACCCCAAUCUGCAGAGUAGCAUGGGAAAGAACAGCGAGUUAGACGCGUUAGCGGCAUGCGGGAGGGAUGACAAUCCUUACGGUGUGGGAAGUGUUGAGUAUGAUGAAGUACCAAUUGGAGGAAGGAGGGACGUGGCCAGUGGAGGGCAGUGCUCACUUGGAGAUACUUCAUAUGUAGAGAGUGCCGACUUGUGUGUGAGAAAGGGAGGAGCGUUUGAAAUGGUUGGAGAGGUGCACCACGGGCAAGGAGAGCAAUCCCCUGUUAGGCAGCCCCCCGUGAGAGAAGUCCCCGCCAAUGAGUACGACCUCGUGACGAUUGGUGAAAAAGACGCACCGCCCCAAAGAAUGGGCUACAUAAAUCUGCCAUACGACAGGGGAGAUGCACUGAACGGCGAUAAGCUAAACUCGGAGGUGAUGGAAGAACAUGCAGAGGGUACUGGAAAAGGAGACUACCUCUACUAUAGCGGAUACAGCCAUGCAGACAAUGGCACCGGGAUGCCAGAGCGAGACUUGCAUAACUGUGGUGAAGAAGCCAACUACAACACCGUUGCUAAAUCAAAUGACGAGUGUAGCAGUGGUAGCCCACACGGAAAUGGAGAGUACUCCGUGCACGACAAGCCGCACUACGAAUUUGGACACAUGCUUCAGGUGUUUCCAAAUUAUGAGCAGCUGCAACGGGAAGGAAGCUGCCAGGAUAACGUGGUUGAUAGGCAGGCGCAGUCUCAGUUUGGCGACGCGCAUUACCGGUUCGGCGUGUGCAGCGCGGGGGCUCAGCCGCCCACUGGAGAGGUGGUUCCCGGCCAGCAGCACACGGAUGAGCUGAGCGGGAGCGGCAGCCAGAACGGAAGUCCUAGCGGAAGUCACAGCGGCAGCCAAAAUGGCAGUCAUAUGGGCAGUCAUAGGGACAGCCGUAAUACCACCCCAAACAGCUACGACGACGUGGCGUACAACAGCUACUUUAAGAAGGCCAAGCUGACCUCCACGUCCAUCUCCACCCCCUUGACGAACAUGAAGGAUAUGAACAGCUACGAAUAUUUCGCCAGCAGGAAAAUGAUAGACAAGCUGAGGUCCACCUCAAAUUCGAGCACCAUAAACACGGAGUACCUCCCGAGCAACCUUUUAAAUUCCAUAAGCAUGAACAACGUGUGUCUGUCGAAUAAUGUGAAUGAGCAGGGGCAGAAGUAG
This is a messenger RNA of Plasmodium vivax (malaria parasite P. vivax), 5820 nucleotides long. RefSeq lists its product as hypothetical. Bases 1 to 5820 code for a protein of 1939 amino acids. The transcript has a single exon. The record is from RefSeq and is a predicted model, not a curated record. NCBI's taxonomy places the organism in Eukaryota, Apicomplexa, Aconoidasida, Haemosporida, Plasmodiidae.